This is a messenger RNA of Apodemus sylvaticus (European woodmouse), 1629 nucleotides long. RefSeq names its product zinc finger protein 431-like. Gene Ontology annotation, molecular function: DNA-binding transcription factor activity, RNA polymerase II-specific; RNA polymerase II transcription regulatory region sequence-specific DNA binding. NCBI's taxonomy places the organism in Eukaryota, Metazoa, Chordata, Mammalia, Rodentia, Muridae. Gene Ontology annotation, biological process: regulation of transcription by RNA polymerase II. The transcript is spliced from 4 exons. The record is from RefSeq and is a predicted model, not a curated record. Gene Ontology annotation, cellular component: nucleus. The coding region runs from base 1 to 1629 and encodes 542 amino acids.
AUGGCUGGUGACUCCCUCUCCAUCCAAAGCAUGAAUGCAGUGACUUAUGGGGACGUGCAUAUAAACUUCACUCAAGAGGAGUGGACUUUGCUGGAUCCUUCACAGAAGAAGCUCUACAAAGAUGUCAUGUUGGAGACCUACAGAAACCUCAGUGCUAUAGGCUUUAAUUGGGAAGUCCAAAAUAAUGAAGAACAUUGUCAAGAAUCUAGAAGACACAGAAGGCAUGAAAGAAGUCAGAGUGAAGUGAAACCCUCUGAAUAUAGUCAAUGUGCUAAAGCCUUUGCUUUACGUGCUCAUAGUCAUGCUCAAAGGCAUGAAAGGAUUCAUAUACAAAAGAACCCCUAUGAAGUUCUUCAGUGUGUCGAAGACUUUGCACCUUAUACAGAUCUCCAAACACAUAAAAGAACACAAGCUGGACAGAAACCCUAUGAAUGUAAACAAUGUGGUAAGGCUUUUGCACAACACAGUCAUCUUAAAAGGCAUGAAAGAAUUCAUACUGGAAAGAAACCCUAUGAAUGUAGUCAAUGUGGGAAAACAUUUCCACAGCACAAUAAUCUCCUACAGCAUAAAAGAAUACAUAGAAUACAUACUAGAGAGAAACCCUACAAAUGUAAUCAAUGUGAUAAAGCCUUUUCACAACAGAGGAGUCUACAAAAGCAUAAAAGAACUCAUACUGAAGAGAAACCCUACAAAUGUAAUCAAUGUGAUAAAGCCUUUUCACAUCACAGUCGUCUCCAAAUUCAUAAAAGAACACAUACAGGAGAGAAGCCCUACAAAUGUAAUCAAUGUGACAAAGCCUUUCCCCAACAUAAUAAACUCCAAAUACAUAAAAGAAUGCAUACUGGAGAGAAACCCUACAAAUGUAAUCAGUGUGAGAAAGCCUUUUCACAAUAUGGUAACCUCCAGUCCCAUAGAAGAAUUCAUACUGGAGAGAAACCCUACAAAUGUAAUCAAUGUGAUAAAGCCUUUUCACAAAACCUUAGCCUCCAGAUGCAUACAAGAAUUCAUACUGGAGAGAAACCUUACAAAUGUAAUCUAUGUGACAAAGCCUUUUCCGAACAUUAUAAUCUACAAGCUCAUAAAAGAAUACAUACUGGAGAGAAACCUUACAAAUGUAAUCAGUGUGAGAAAGCCUUUUCCCAGCACCAUACCCUUCAGAUGCAUACAAGAAUUCAUACUGGAGAGAAACCUUACAAAUGUAAUCUAUGUGACAAAGCCUUUUCCCAAAAUUAUAAUCUACAAGCUCAUAAAAGAAUACAUACUGGAGAGAAACCUUACAAAUGUAAUCAGUGUGAGAAAGCCUUUUCCCAGCACCAUACCCUCCAGAUGCAUACAAGAAUUCAUACUGGAGAGAAACCUUACAAAUGUAAUCUAUGUGACAAAGCCUUUUCCAAACAAUAUAAUCUACAAAUUCACAAAAGAAUACAUACUGGAGAGAAACCUUACAAAUGUAAUCAGUGUGAGAAAGUCUUUUCCCAAAAUUUUAAUCUACAAAUUCAUAAAAGAAGACAUACUGGAGAGAAACCUUUCAAAUGUAAUCAGUGUGAAAAAGGCUUUUUAAAACAUAAUCAUCUCCAAAAGCAUAAAAGAAUACAUACUGGAGAAAAAAGCUGCAAAGGUGAUGAAUGA